CAAGAUGGCGCUUGGCGAAAGAAAAAAGUGAUGAGAGAAUAGAACAACAAGCGUUGCAACUAUACAGCCGUGUGUGCUUAUGUACCCUGAACGACUGUUUUCAGGUAGACCUCCAUUAUAUCUCCGGGAAACUGUCAGUCCAAUGCCGGGAAACCGCACCGGUCUACAAAGACACAAGUACUCAGCUAACUGUUUGCUAACUAGCUGCUAAAGUAGCUAGCCUAGCUAACGUUCGCUAACUGCGGAAGGCGAGUGGGGAGAAGGUUGGCAGGCAGCUCGAAGUACAAGUCGUCAACUCAAGCGCUUUUUGAAGUGAAAAGACCACUUUGACAAAUAAACUCUGACAAUUUCAGAGUUUGCAACACGGACCACGUCGUCCAAACCAGGGGUCGGCCCGGAAAAUAACCCUCAACAUCUAGUAAGGAUAGAAAAAGACGAGGAAAGGCGUCAUCUUUGCUGUUUGACGCCAUGGCUCAUUCUCCUAUACAGAGCGGACUGCCAGGCGUUCAGAACUUCAGAGCGGAUCCAGAGGAGUUUUUCACCAAGCUGGAAAGGAUAGGUAAAGGCUCUUUUGGGGAAGUCUUCAAAGGCAUCGACACGCGGACUCAAAAAGUUGUUGCCAUUAAAAUAAUUGAUCUGGAAGAAGCUGAGGACGAAAUAGAGGACAUUCAACAGGAAAUCACAGUUCUCAGCCAAUGUGACAGCCCCUUUAUCACCAAGUAUUAUGGAUCGUAUCUCAAGGGUACAAAAUUAUGGAUUAUUAUGGAAUAUUUGGGUGGAGGAUCAGCCCUGGAUUUGCUGGAACCAGGUGCUCUGGAUGAAACCCAGAUUGCCACAAUUCUGAGAGAGAUCCUGAAAGGACUUGAGUAUCUGCACUCUGAAAAGAAAAUCCACCGAGAUAUCAAAGCUGCCAACGUGUUGCUGUCAGAACAAGGCGAUGUGAAGCUGGCAGACUUUGGAGUGGCGGGCCAGCUGACAGACACCCAGAUAAAAAGGAACACAUUUGUUGGUACUCCUUUCUGGAUGGCACCUGAAGUCAUUAAGCAAUCUGCCUACGAUUCAAAGGCAGACAUCUGGUCAUUAGGAAUAACAGCAAUAGAACUGGCUAAAGGAGAGCCGCCUCACUCUGAGCUUCAUCCUAUGAAGGUCUUAUUCCUCAUCCCAAAGAACAAUCCACCAACACUGGAGGGAAACUACAGUAAACCGCUUAAAGAAUUUGUUGAAGCCUGUUUAAAUAAGGAGCCAAGCUUUAGGCCAACUGCCAAAGAGCUGCUGAAACACAAGUACAUAGUAAGGCAUGCCAAAAAGACGACAUAUCUGACAGAGCUGAUUGACAGAUACAAGAGGUGGAAAUCAGAACAGUCUCGGGAUGAAUCGAGCUCUGAAGAAUCUGACGAGGAGUCUGAUGGCCAAGCGUCUGGAGGAGAUGACGCUGCAAACGACUGGAUCUUCAACACCAUCAAGGAGAAGGACUUAAAGACGUUUCAGAAUGGAGCAGCACAGCCCGCAGAGCUGGAAAGACAACAAGACAACCAGGUGCAGGAGUGUCCAAGGAGGCCUUUGUCACAAAGCUUAUCAACAAUCUUUUCUCCACUGUUUACUGAGUUGAAAGAAAAGGGUGCGACGAGUAACGGCAAACCUGAGGCUGCAGAGGAGCUGCGGAAGGCCAUUUUUGAGGCAGAAGAAACACACCCGGGGAUCUGUGACUCCCUGGUAGCUGAACUAGUGCAGAGACUUCAGAGGUUUUCUGUGCCGCACGCAGCUGCCAGUCACUGAGAGGAGCUUCAUCCAGCUCUGCUCUAAUUCUCCACCCUGGUGGCAGCAGUCAGAUCUUUUCCUCUGACCUCCACAGCUGAGAUGAAGUCUCCCAGGAAGGUCUCCCAUCACUCAUUUGCCUGAAGCAAAUCCUGGCCUACUUAAUGUCUGUUUAUAUGCUAACACACCACCAGAGGGUCCUGUUCUGGACAGUGAGUGGCCAGCCUGCUGUAAGAUGUCCCUCCUUAAUACCUCCUUCAAAUCUCUUUUCAUUUUAGGGUGGAGUUAGCUUUCUUACUGCAAGGACUCUUUUGUUUUUGGUUUUUAGUGAGUUUGUGGCUUUUCGCAAAGGUUUGCACUCUGCAUCCUUUCAGAGGAAAUACCUUGCUUAAUUAAUUGUGUGCAUGUGUUUGUGUGGCUGUGCGAGACAUCCUGUGAAACGUGUGGUGAGGAGUGAUGAGUGAAGCAUUCUGUUGAAAACUCAGGUAUCCUGCUUUAAGUGGACUGGGUCCUCUGGGAGAUGGAGAGAGCUCUUAUGGGUGGCUGUAAAGACUUGUAAAUAAGCUAAUUUCUACAGAAAAGAAUAAAGGAGUGUUUCUAAUGGAA
Molecule: messenger RNA, 2361 nt
Organism: Cheilinus undulatus (humphead wrasse)
Lineage: Eukaryota; Metazoa; Chordata; Actinopteri; Labriformes; Labridae
Gene: stk24a
Product: serine/threonine kinase 24a (STE20 homolog, yeast)
Exons: 10
Coding region: 469-1776 (435 amino acids)
Biological process (GO): protein phosphorylation
Molecular function (GO): protein kinase activity; ATP binding
Source: RefSeq, a predicted model, not a curated record